AUGAGUAUCCAGUAGAUGAAACUGGUACUGGCUCAAGAAGGAUCGAACUGAUGCUUCCACAAUAGGUAUUACAUAAUGAACGCGACUCCGAUUCUCGAGUCGUCCUGAUUCCUGAACUCCGACGUGACAUUUAGUCCGGUCAUGGAAACAAUGUCGUCCGAGUUGUAUGAGUUCGGGUCCUGUGAGAAGUUGUGCGGCGACAACAGUCCCUUUGAAUCAUCCAGCCCUCCUCCUCGUGAAUCCACUCCGCCCCAUUCCAGCCCUGUCUCUGUUUCAAUCUCUGCACCGGUCCCCGUACUGCUAUCUGAACUUUCUGAGGGUUCGAGUGACCCCACUGACCUUAACGACACUAAAGAAUGCGACAUGCUCGAUGCGCCCUUGACUAACAUAAUCACCACUGACUCUGUUUUGCAUCAUCCCCAAGUACUCACCUGCGCAUUCAGCCCAUCUUCGAUCGACCACACUGACGAGGACCUGGUGGCGAGAAAUUUGGAUCUGGUGGUUUCCGAUGCUUGUCUCGACGAGAAUCUUCCCUCUGCGACUUGUUCUGAUUCUUUGGGAGAUCAGCUCUUCUACACUGACACCACACCACCUCCCCUCAUCUCGGAAACUCAUGAUCAACAAGACGUCGUCAGACCGAUCCACUUCCAGCUACCCAUUCCCGAUUCCAAUGCUUCGACGUCCUCCUUGAUGAUGAUCGACCCCCAAACGAACCACUACGAUCUGAUCUUAUCUCAAAGCGACAUUGCGCAACCACCAACCCAAGAACAGCCCACUUCAAUGCUCGUGGACUCACCUGCAAUGCCUAUCGUCUCAUCCCCUGCUGCAAGUCUUGAAUCCCCCGCCCAGGAUUCCCAACUGGCUUCGGAUCCCCAGCUAACGGCGCUCGUAAUUUCGAAUUCUCAACCUGUUAUUAACUUGGCAUCGCAAUCCGUGCCCUCUCGUCCCGUUGCUGUCGAAUGUGGCACUACUUGCAACGAGCCUCCCCAGUCUCUGGCUUUAGACGACAGCCCAUCUGCUUCUGAGGUUCUGUCUAGCCUGGAGGAUGAGGCCUCGAAGAUCCUUCCAAGCGUUUGCUCUGUAAGAGAGGCUUCUUUGGGUCCCAUGGCCGUCGAUGCAGAAAUGUCCUCUGUUCUUUCACAGAACGAAAUGCUUGUUACGUCUGCGGAUGAAAUUGUUCAAUCUGCGGCAUCAACUUUCCACCAAGAACUAAUGUUCAUCCCUCAACUGAUUGAUGAUACUGACUCGAUUCCUGGCUCUGUCAUUGACGAGUCGCCGGCCUCUUGCGCAUUUGAAGUUGCAGCCGAAGAAAAUGGGAUCACUUGCUUCGCAGACUCGAAUGUCAAUGACUUGUCCGCUGAAUACGACAGUGUCACACCCCAGGGUCUAUGCGAUGAGAUUCAACCUCUGACGUCAAGCCCUAUCGUGUUUUCUUCUACGAACUUGCCUUCGUCCGAAGAUUCCACUUCAUCACCUUCCUCAAGUCCUGGUGGAGACCGCAUCUUCACGUCAUCUCCUCCUGCUACUGUGCCGUCGUCUGACUCUUCUGUUCUCGACGAUGUCGAGGUGCUGAAGCAUGUGACGAUCGGCGCUGAUACACUGCCCCCGAGCUCGAGUCCGAUGAAUCCUUCUUCUGAGCUUGAUGAAGACAUGGACGUAUCAGAUGUUCAAGUAAAACCUGGAGAGUACACGCUCGAAGAAUCUUCAGUGAAUCCUGCGUUCGUGGUAGAUGUCGGUGUUGAAUCUGAAGUCAUAUCGGACGGAUUGCAAGUCGAAUCUGCCCUCGAAAGCGCUAAUGAGAACAUUCCAAUCCAAGACGAACAAUGUACCAAUGAAGACACCGAUGGAAGCAAGAAACGCAAGCGAGAGCAACAACACAAGAAGCUCGCCAAGCCGUUUCGGGCACCGAGGAUGACGGUCCCAGAGCCGAUGCUUCUGAGUAAACCUGACGAGACGCCGAUGCCGGUCUCAGCGCAGCCCGUCGGGUCUGACUUGAACAAACAUCGAACGAAGCGUGCUGCGGCCCAAUUCAAAUCUCCCCUUGCCCUCGGCUCGUCUGUUCCUCCAUCGUCUGCGAGACCGACGCCGACGAUCCAAUCUCUCGAGCAUCGAGCGCAUGUGUUGAAACGCGCGGUGAAGCUGAAAAAGGAAGGCGAGGAAGACGGAUUGGAGGGUCUAGUGAAGAAGUGGACCGAGGCCGGAAGAGACGUCGCGUGGCAAGUUUGGGAUCUGGUCAAGGACAACAGCAGCGGCGGUGAAUCCGCCGAGGCCGAUAACGGCAAGCGCCGGUUUUCGGAAUCAUGGGGGUGGGGCGAUGAUGAUCCAGAAAGCAAGCGGGUCAAGGUCGAGGAUUCGGAGGGUAACUGUGGAUGGGAGGUUCCCCAGAACGGUGAGGAUGAACAUGUCGAGGAUAACAAGCCCAAGGAGACGUUAGGGACGAUGCUCUUGCGUCUUGGAAUCGCGCAUUCGACGCUUGGUUGGGUCGAGGACGACGAGGACUUCAUUAACGUUUGCUAA
Molecule: messenger RNA, 2517 nt
Organism: Mycena citricolor
Lineage: Eukaryota; Fungi; Basidiomycota; Agaricomycetes; Agaricales; Mycenaceae
Source: the annotation of a GenBank genome assembly